CCUAGCGGUAAAGCCAAGGAACAGCGUUAGAGAGUGUAAACUAUGUGCCAAGGUUACUUAUUAAACUUCAUUCACUUCUCUUCAGGGAACUGUGGAGGAGACCUCCUCCUCAAGGCAUGCUCACCUCUUGCAUCUGAAAAUGGGUGAUUUCAGCAACAGGACAGCAACCGUAGGUGAUGACGGUGUCAUAUCGGUUGUCCCUCGAAGGGAGGACGUCGGACGCGACGUUUUGAGUACAGUUGACAAUGAGAAAGAAGAAGAUGAUGAACGAACAACUGAAAGGAUUCAUCUUCAAAGUUUGGAUAACUGUCACGUACCUGACGAUGGAGGCGAUUCAAUGAUACGACGGACCACCAGCAAACCUAACCCCACUCCCCACAAGCGACUAUGUUUGGCCAUGUGUUGCGGAGAAAGUAAUCCCAACACUGCGGGCACCGGGGGGACCUCAUUGCCGAAAGCUCCAGAAAAGAAACCAGCUUGUGCCGGCCUUGGCAUCGUAUAUGCUCUACUGUCAUCAGUUUUCUUUUCCAUUUUGGCUCUUCUUGUGAAGAAAAUAGAUGGGGUACAUGCUGUGGAAAUAAGUGCAAUACGCUGCUUCUUCCAGAUGGUCUUUGUACUACCUGCGUUGAUUUAUUAUGAAACUGGGUUCCUUGGACCAAGAGGCCAGCGAUUUUUUUUGUUUUUGCGAGGGUUGCUGGGCUCGAACGCCAUGAUCCUGCUGUACUACGCUGUGCAGCAGAUGCCCCUGGCCGACGCGACGGUGAUCGUUUUCAGCAACCCGGUGUUCACCUCCUUGCUGGCAUGGAUGUUCCUCAAGGAGAAGUGCACCGUCUGGGACUUCCUCUUCACCAUUUUCACGCUCACGGGUGUCAUACUGAUAGCCAGGCCGCCGUUCCUCUUCGGCUCCCGGGUCUCGGGGAUAGAGGGCGAGUACACCAACCACAUCAAGGGCACCAUCGCCGCGUGCGGUGCCGCCUUCUGCGCCGCCUGCACCAUGGUGGUGCUCCGGAAGAUGGGCAAGAACGUCCACUACUACCUGUCCGUCUGGUACUACGCGGUCAUGGGCCUCAUCGAGAGCAUCAUCGCCAUGCUGGUCAUCGGCGAGUGGACCCUGCCCUUCUGCGGCAGGGACCGCUGGUUCCUCAUGUCCAUCGGGGUCCUGGGGAUCAUCGGGCAGACGUUCCUCACCAAAGCCCUUCAGCUGGAGAAGGCGGGGCCCGUGGCCUUAAUGCGGACCAUGGACGUGGUGAUGGCCUUUAUGCUCCAGUUCCUCUUCCUCAGCCAGUACCCGACGUGGUGGAGCCUGGGCGGGGCCCUGUGCAUCAUCUGCAGCACGAGCGGGGUGGCCCUGAGGAAAUGGUUCAACAGCGCCAAGAAGAACAGACGGAACGGGCGCAAUUGCACACAGAGUAAUAUAUAAUCAAACAUGUCAUCGCUCACGUGGUAUGAAAGGAACUAGCAGUCCUAGAGAGGACAGCAUUUUAAUUUUCAUCACAUAUAUACAGUACAGAAUUUAUUUUCAUUCUGUCAACCAAAGAAACACCAUAUAGUAACAAUAUUACUGGAAGUACAAUGGUAAAUGAAGUCUGCUUAUUUCUAUUGAAACGCACAACAUUCUGAAAUUCCUCUGUUACACUGUAGGUUCCAUGCUACUUGAAGCACACUUUAUUACACUGGCCAACGUCCCAGUGGAGCUUAAGCUUUAGCAGAGAGUAAGCUGUUGAACUUCACCAAAAAAUCACCAAAAUGAAUAACUGGACAACGCUAGGUUUAGGUUUUGGGUUUUGUUUUCCAAAUGAAGCUUCAAACCUUUCGAUGUCAGUGCAUCAGUGAUAUUUGGAAAACAUAAGAAUGGUGUAGUGUAUAUACUUCACACAUUGUGUAGAAACCAGCCAUGCAAAUUUGGGAAAAGGGAAGAAGAUAUCAGUUAAAAUUUUAUUUCAAGAUUCAAAGGUAGGCAAUAGUUAUUCCACUUUAACAUUUUUUCCUUGGGUUAAAUUUUUUUUUUUCUCAUGAAUAUAUCCAGUAUGUUUAAUGUUUAUAUGGGCAUGAAGUAUUUAACAGCACUAGGCCAGAUAUUUUAUUUGAUAAGUACACUGUAACCAUUCUCAUUUUCUGUUAGGAAAAGCUAAUUAAGCAUAAUUGCACUUGCUGUCUUUUAUAAUAUUUUUUGUACAUUUUUUGUCAUUCUUUGUACUGUAUGUCUCCCAGUUUCAAAUGCCAUCUUACAGAAUAAUGUUUCUGGGUGGCACUGGGAUCUCGUGACUGGUUUUUCUGUUUUAGUCUAUUUUUUAAAUUAUUUUAUUUAUUAAUUCUCUAGUACUGGUUUUAGCUCCCACUGUGGGAAUAUGGUAUUUUGCCUUAAUUACACACUGCUGAAGAUGGAUUAUGAAAUCUUUCCUGCAGCAUGUAAUUAAGCUAAAGGAGUAUAUUCCCACUGUGGGAAUGUGUUGUUUUGCCUUAAUUACAUGCUGCAGAAGAUGGAUUAUAAAAUUGGUCUGUUUUUUAUUAUACAGGAAAUGUCCUUCAUAACUUCAUGGUGAUUUCACAAUGAGAAAGAUGCAAACUUUUGUCUAAUUUUCUUCAUUGAAGAGUAAUAUAUUAGUUCUUAGUGUGAUUUGAUUUCUCAUAUUACCUCGUCACUGUUUGCUUAGGUGUCACAUAUUGCUUGGGCAACAUGUAACCAAGGGCUUUUUAAAUGUCUGAGUAAACAGAGAUGAACACAACAUGAAAGUCAUGAAACAGUUAUGCAGUAAUAGAUUUUACUGGAUUUAUAUCCUUCAUAAUAUAUGUAUUUACGCAAAUAAUUAUUUCUAAAAGGAAAGACUGGAUAGAGAUUUUUAUACAUCUGUAUUCACAACUGUGGGCAAGGUGCUCCUAUCCUUUUUAUGAAGUAUCAAUAAUGUGUUAUUUUAAUGUGUUACAAUUGUUUCUCUCUUAGAAAUAUAAAUCCACCCAUCAUCUGGGCACCCAUAUAAUUUUAAGUAAUUUUACAAGUAUUGCAAAUGUGUAGUAUUUUGUAAGCAUAAUUAUGCAAUUAUUUAUACUGUACUGUUCAAAGAUAUAUUUUGGAUUAUAAGAAAUUUCAUGAAGAAACAUAAAGAUAAUUGUGUAUUUUCUUUAUGAGGUCUACUCCCCAACAUUAAAUAUGUUCAAUACUA
Molecule: messenger RNA, 3161 nt
Organism: Anguilla rostrata (American eel)
Lineage: Eukaryota; Metazoa; Chordata; Actinopteri; Anguilliformes; Anguillidae
Gene: slc35g1
Product: solute carrier family 35 member G1
Exons: 3
Coding region: 140-1420 (426 amino acids)
Biological process (GO): calcium ion export across plasma membrane; regulation of cytosolic calcium ion concentration
Cellular component (GO): endoplasmic reticulum membrane; plasma membrane
Source: RefSeq, a predicted model, not a curated record